AUGACGGACUAUAUACAAGAGCAGGAGAUGGAAAUUGAAGCGUUGGAAGCAAUACUUAUGGAUGAUUUCAAAGAAAUUCACUCGGGUGAGAGUGGAUUAAACACUUCCAAGAGGUGUUUUCAAAUAAAAGUAACUCCAGUGGAUGAUGAGGCAGAUGAAGUAACAACUGCUCCAGUUCAGCUGGCUUUGAUUUUCUCACACACAGAAAGAUAUCCAGAUGAGCCUCCGCUUUUGAAUUUGAACAGUUUACGUGGUAUACAAGGAGAACAUCUUAGAAUUUUGAAAGAAAAGCUUCAACAAGAGGCAUCUGAAAAUCUUGGUAUGGCUAUGAUCUACACACUAGUUACAUCAGCUAAAGAAUGGCUUUCUGAGCAAUAUUGUCAAGACACUAGUAUUGAUGAUGCUGAAGCAGAAGAAGCAGCAAAGGAUGAUGUAAUUGUACCACAUGGAGAACCUGUUACUGUUGAAACAUUUCUGGCAUGGAGAGAGAUGUUUGAAGCAGAAUUGGCACUUGAGCGAGCCAAGUUAAUGCCUGAGGCUGCGCUUUCAGCACCCAAGGAAAAGAGGCUCACAGGUAGACAGUGGUUUGAAAGUGGAAGACAUGCUGUGAAAGGAGCAGCCCCAGCCACUGAAGGGUCUGAUGAAGAAGAUGUGGAAGACAUCGACUUCGACGAUGAUGAUUUUGAAGAUGAUGAAGACGAUAUGCUUGAACACUAUUUGGCUGAGAAAACCGACUCGUCAUCCCACUCUUCCAAGAGAGAGACUAACUAG
Prunus armeniaca (apricot) is the source of this 771-nucleotide messenger RNA. The record is from the annotation of a GenBank genome assembly. NCBI's taxonomy places the organism in Eukaryota, Viridiplantae, Streptophyta, Magnoliopsida, Rosales, Rosaceae.